CGGAGGCUCACAUGCGGCUCGCCUGAUAGCGGAAAUCCAACCGAGCGUGCACUUCCAAAUAAAACCAAGAGAUGUGGCGGAAAUAACCAAACAAAUGCUCGCUGCAGUUGUGCUAGCUUUAUGGAAACAAGACAAGGAAGUUUCCUGAACACCUGAGCCAGCAAGUGCUCUUAAAACGCCUCACGCGCUUGACCAUCAACGAAAAGAUGGUUUGCGGUCCAAAAAGUGGAGGGGGAGUUGGGUCGCUACAUGAGAAAACUACAAAUAAAAACAAGUGAUAGAUAACCUGCGUACUCCCCGUGUCUCUUCGCGAGUGAGAGGAGGAGGAGGAGGAGGAGGAGAAAGGAAGCUAGGAAGCCAGGAAGCCAGGCGGCGGCGGUUACCUGACUCCGGUGGUGAGAUUUAGCUAGGCCGGCCCCUCUUCACCACGCGGGCUGGCGGCUUCGAGUGUCGGCUGCGGCCACAACAGGUUGGGAGGCUUGUCCCGCUUGAACCGGCGCCAUGACCCGCCUUGUAAGACUUGCACAAAAUGAGCAGAAUUGCUGGUGUGCUUGUACCUGUGAGCCGCUGACCCAUUUAGGACCAUGUGCUCGAUGCGCACACACUUUUCUCUCCAUCCCCCUCUUUUUUUCCCUCUCCAUCCUCGUAUUCACCAGCGACGACACCCAGCAGCCUCUCUCUCUCUCUCUCUCUCGCUGAGCCAGUGGAUCCGUCGUACUUGACUAAUUAGCAUUGAAGUGCUGUUGAAGAUCAUCUUGCUCAUCUCGACGACCUAGCAGCAGGCGUACGUAGGUUGGGUGGUUGCAGGGGGUCCCGCGUGCGGGCAAGAAGCUCACCGGUCACUCUGAGCCUCUUGGACUUUUCGGUGAUCAAGUGGCAGAAGUGAGGAGAGGUUCUGCUUUGGGGAAAAAACAGAUACGGAACCGCAGAAUGAACUGCUGGAGAAAAUCCUGCUAGAGGGCGAGACUCCGAGGAAGCCCUUGUUACAGCAAGAACCAACCAGAGGUUUAAGAUGAUUUCCACACGGCUGGCGGCCCAGAGGCAGGAGAUGAAACUUCUCGGUGACAGCAGCUAUCAGAAGACCAGCACCUACAUUGUACCCUGCUUCCUCUUUGUCGAGCUGGUCAUCAUGGCAGGGACCGUGUUGUUGGCGUACUACUUUGAGUACACGGACACCUUCCCCGUGCACAUCCAGGGCUUCUUCUGCUUCGACAAAGCGUACUCCAAGCCGUACCCGGGACCUGAGGACUACAGCAAGGCGCCGCCCGUCCUCGUCUACUCCCUCGUUACCGCCAUCCCCACUGUGACGAUUCUGAUUGGAGAGGUGACAAGUUUCUUUGUCAAGUCAGAGGGAGCUCAGGAGAAGACCAUCGUGACCGCAGACUGCUGCUAUUUCAACCCGCUCCUCCGCAGGAUCGUACGCUUUCUGGGCGUCUACUCCUUCGGCCUCUUCACGACCACCAUCUUCGCCAACGCGGGUCAAGUGGUGACGGGCAACCAGACGCCUCAUUUCCUGAGCGCCUGCAAGCCCAACUACACGGCGCUGGGCUGCCAGUCUUCGCUGCAGUACAUCACGGAGCAACGCGCCUGCACGGGGAACCCUUUCUUGGUGGCGUCCGCGCGCAAGUCAUUCCCCUCCAAAGAUGCGGCGCUCAGCUUUUACUCGGCCAUCUAUACUGUGAUGUAUGUGACCCUGGUUUUCCGCACUAAGGGCACCCGUCUGACCAAGCCGACUCUGUGCCUGGUGCUGCUGUCGCUGGCCGUGCUGGUGGGCGUGGUGAGGGUGACGGAGCACAGGAACCACUGGAGCGACGUCCUGGCCGGGUUCAUCACCGGUGGAGCCAUCGCCGCCUUCUUGGUGUCUUGCGUGAUCAACAAUUUCCGGCCGGCCCAAACAGCGACCCCGAACCCUCUGCGUCCGGCGCCGCAACCUUCGGAGACGCCGGCCGGGAUUCCUCUGCUGAGUCUGCCUCGUGUUGAGAGUCCACUCGAAAAGCUCCAGGGCUACCAUAUUCUGAGAUCACAUGACCCUCGGCCCAUCCCGCACCCCGCCCCCGCGCGCCACCCCUUGCGGAGGUGCCUCACCAGCUCGGUCUAGACCGGCCUGACGACGGCGCCACCCAGCCAUGCCCCGCCCACCGCGGCGCCCGGCUUCCUCUCCGCCGGGUGAAGUCCACGCAGGUGUGAAGGCCCGCGGCGGGAACGGCGGCGCGAGCUCGUUUGCCGGCCCGCCGAGGCGACCGACCGACCGGCCGGCUUCUGUCUUGUUCGUCCCCCCCUCUCCUCUCUCGGGAGCGAAAGAGCCGAGGAAAGGCUCGUUAAAGCCAGCUGCGUCGAAGCAAUACACCACCUCCCUGUCCGCUCGCCCCCGCCGACACUCCGCAACGAGAUUAACACUCGUUGGCUGCCGCCGAUCAAACACUCUGAUCAUCCAAACUUGGCGGAGCAGACGCUUUGCGGACCGGGGGGAGAAGCCUCGUAAGACCGCUGGAGAUGUUUUUUUAUGUUGUCGUUUGUUUUUGACGCUCAGGACAAUUCAGAGAUGUUUAUAUGUCCACAAAUACGCAUCGCAAAGAUGCUUUCUAUCCUCUAAAGCAGCGUUUCCCAACAUUUGUUGUUGUUUUGAUCAGCGAGACGUUUUUUGCAGGUCUGUUUUACCUUCUUGCCCUCUCGUGGAAGAGCGUUUCAUCAUUCUGCCUGUCGCUAUACACCGGCGGAAUAGAAAGGCAGACGAACAAAGGGAAAUCAUUUGUAGCUCAUAAGGGUUAUCGGUCGAUUAAUAUUUACAACUAUAUCAUGAAUAAAUGUACUUUUGUUUUGGUCCCUUAAAGCUGACGACAAUAAAGGUGUGAAUUACAGGCAGAACAUGUGACUGUUUUACAAUACUUUGUCCUUUAGUAUUUGUUUUACUUUACAACAACAGAGAGAAAAAGCUGCGAAAAUAGACAAAUACAUUGGCAGAGUUUUCUUUGUUUGAAUUAUUGUUUGAAUAUCAUUAGCCUUGUAUUAUGUUGUAAUAUGAUCAUGUAUUCAACGAAAAACUUGGUGGGGAAAACAAAUUGAAAAGGGCUAAUAUCGGCCAAUUAGAUCGGCCGCACGAGCAAUUGGUCAGGCCUCGGUAGAGUUGCACGAGAGCGGCUCGGCGACCUGGGCAAAAUAUGUUUUUAAAAAAUUCCUACGCGACUAAAUCACA
This is a messenger RNA of Phycodurus eques (leafy seadragon), 3193 nucleotides long. RefSeq names its product phospholipid phosphatase-related protein type 5-like. The transcript has 10 exons. Gene Ontology annotation, biological process: signal transduction; phospholipid metabolic process; phospholipid dephosphorylation. Gene Ontology annotation, molecular function: phosphatidate phosphatase activity. Lineage: Eukaryota; Metazoa; Chordata; Actinopteri; Syngnathiformes; Syngnathidae. Bases 1013 to 2098 code for a protein of 361 amino acids. The record is from RefSeq and is a predicted model, not a curated record.